AUGCGACUGCUGGUUGCAUGGGUGACGUUCUACUACAGCAUCUUCCUAGACGCCGUCGCCAAGUCUGUAGGAGCAUUGCUGGAGGCGAACGUCUUCACGGAGGAGGAAUCUUCGGCCUCAAGCUCGCGUGGCUCCAACCGAACAGCCGAGCAGAAAAGGAGGGCAUGGCUACGCCGGAGGAGAUACAACCUGCUGCUAGAGGACCUGGAGGGCAUGGGGGAGGACGAAUUCAGGGACCUGUUCCGCAUUAACCGCGCCAUACUCGAUUACAUUGUCGCCGGGAUGGCGCACUACAUGCAGCCGUACGUUGACAGAUAUCUCAUCACUCAUGAGAUUGCAUGCCUCGUCGCUAUCAAAUACCUGGCCACGGGCAUGUCAUUCGUGGACUUGUCGUCCGUCUUCGGCCUCUCCAAGACGCUUUGCCACAUGCUGGUCGACGCCUUGCUCAUGCACUUCCCCUCCGUCUUCAAGCAGCAGUGGGUCCAUUUCCCCACCCGUGACGACCUCGACGAGAUGGCGGAGGAGUUCCGCGCCAUCAAGGGGGUAUCUGCUGUUGUGGGGGCUAUUGACGGCACGCACGUACACAUGAAGGGGAUGGAGGGUCAUAGACAAGAGUACUACACGCGCAAGUCAUGCUAUGCCGUCCAGCUGCAGAUCACAUGCGACGCACGGGGAAUCAUCUGGGAUUACUUGGUUGGUUACCCGGGCAGUGCACACGAUCAGAGGGUGUUUAUGAACAGCGCGUUACACGAGAGGUUGCACAACGGCGACAUAGCGCCAUACCAAAUUGUCGGUGAUGCAGCCUACCCACUCAGGGAUUUCUGCCUGACCCCCCUACAUGCACCCCGGGAAGGCCUAAUGGAGGACUAG
Closterium sp. Yama58-4 is the source of this 870-nucleotide messenger RNA. The record is from the annotation of a GenBank genome assembly. Lineage: Eukaryota; Viridiplantae; Streptophyta; Zygnematophyceae; Desmidiales; Closteriaceae.